UCACAAGUCCACAUGUUAUCUCUGCUAAUAAAUAGGAGUAGCUAUAUAACCAAACAGACCUGAAUUUGUUGUUCCUUGUUCUAUCCACUUUCUGUGAACAAUCUAACCUAGGGUUUUUCUAGGGUUUUCCUGAGAAACAAACAAUGGCCACAGACUACGUAAUCAACGUCGAUCGAUUCCAGAGCUUCUUCAACGAGCUCGAAACCCGCAAGACCCUCCUCACAACAAUCACAGAGCUACACAACAAACUCACCACCCACUUCACAUCAUUAGAACAAUCUUUCGCACAAAAAUCACAAACCCUAGACUCCAAGAUCGAAGCUUUCGAUGCCCAAACCAAAAAAACCCUCGAAUCACUCGAAAAUCGCGAGAACACAAUCCCCGAGCGCGAGUCCGCCGCUGCGGCCCGCAUCGAGGAGCAGAAGGAAUCGGCGAUCUCCGAUAUUGAAAAGUUGGGUUCUGAGGGCGUGGGAGAGAGGAAUUUGUCUGAUGUGUUGAGAAUGUAUUGUAAAAUGAUGGAUUCGAAAGGUUUGGUGAAGUUCUUGCUGGCAAAAAGGAAGGAGUCGGUGGCACUGCGGACGGAUAUUGCAGCGGCAUUGGAGGCGGCUGUGGAUCCGAUGAGGUUGGUGUUGGACGCCGUAGAGGAGUUUGUGGAGACAAAGGUGGAGGGGAAGGUUGGAGUGGCAGAUAGGCGUUGGGCGUGUGGUAUCUUGAUUCAGGCGGCUGUGACCGUUGGGGAGUCGGUCAAUGAUGGUGUGGCGCGUAGUCUGAGGGAGAGGGCGGCCGGGGUGUUAGAGAAGUGGAAGGGAUUGUUGGGUGGUGGAGAGGGGAGUGGGGUGGGGGCAGGUGAGGCAGCGAUGUUUUUGCAAAUGGUGGUUGGGGUUGGAUUGAAGGAGAAGUUUGAGGAGGAGUUCUUGAGGAAGUUAGUGGUGGAUUUCGCAGCUAGGAGGGAUAUGGCAAAGCUUGCGGUAGCUUUGGGGUUUGGAGACAAAAUGGGAGAUAUAAUUGAUGGGUUGGUGAAGAGUGGGAAGGAGAUUGAAGCUAUUUAUUUCGCGUUUGAGUCCGGGUUGACUGGUCGGUUUCCUCCGGUUGAUCUGCUCAAAUCGUACCUCAGGAACUGCAGGAAGAAUGCUAACAACAUAUCAAAGAAUGGAAAAUACAGUUCGACUGCAGUGGAAGAGGCCAACAACUCAGAGUUGAAUGCCAUCAGAGGUAUCAUAAAAUGUGUGGAAGACCACAAGCUUGAAUCGCAGUUCACCUUAGAAAGCCUAAGAAAGCGGGUCACUCAGCUUGAGAAGGCCAAGGCAGAGAAGAAGAAGAGUGGGGGAUCCACAAGCAAGCCUUCAAACAAACGGGCCCAUGGAGGAGGCGGUGGCAGGGGCAAUGGGGCACCCCCCUUCCGUCCGCCUAAAGCAGGGAGAUUUUCAAAUGCUUCUCCUUCUUUCCGCCACAGGAAUCCCUCCCAGUCACAUCCGGUCCCGGCUGCUAGAUUUUCUGCACCCUACAACUAUCCCAGCCAGAGUGUGUACGAGGGUCCUGGCACGACCUCAUAUGGAGGACCAGGGUAUGGUGGGACUUACACACAAAGCCCUGUUGCACGUCCUCAACAAUACUCGUACCCACCUCAGGAUGUUGGAGCUGCUGGGGUCCAAGCAAGUGGAUCAUAUGGAGGACAGGGUUCAUACGGAGGACAGGUGAACUAUAGUGCAUACGAUUAUGGUGUUGCUGCUGCUCCUACUUAUCCACCGUCAUACCCACAAGUGUAAAAUGUUAGUAGGGACGAGGACAAGGACGACAAAUGUAGCGUGACUCAAGUUAUUCUGUAUGGGAUUUAGGGCAGGAAUCAUAAAAGGCUCAUUUCCAUUGCUAUAGAAAAUGAUUAUUAGCACCAGCAUUAGUUAGUGUAUUUAACACCGGAUUUUCUUUUCUUGCUAAGGAUCUCUUGUUUUGUUAUUCUAAUGAAAUGUUUAGCUGAAUAACUCCUCUUGUGUUUUUA
Messenger RNA from Cornus florida, 1996 nucleotides. Its product is annotated as FRIGIDA-like protein 4a. The record is from RefSeq and is a predicted model, not a curated record. The transcript is spliced from 3 exons. Lineage: Eukaryota; Viridiplantae; Streptophyta; Magnoliopsida; Cornales; Cornaceae. The coding region runs from base 144 to 1766 and encodes 540 amino acids.